AUGCCAACCGACCGACGGGGUUCGUCCCUCACGCUGUGCGACGAUGGAUGCAAGCAAAGCACGCACGGAGGAGCACCUUCUGCCGCACUAUUACUUGACGCUGGAUCGCUAAACGGGAUGCAGAAUGACUCGACGGCCAUUUUGGAAUGGUCAAACAUGACUUAUCCCAACGUCAGCGCGGCCGACGUCAGCGCGGCCGACGCGGGCGCGGCGAACGUCAGCGCGGCCGACGCGGGCGCGGCCGACGCGGGCGCGGCCGACGUCAGCGGGCCCGCCGGCUCGGCGUAUCGGCCGUACGCGCUGUUCAGCGUGCUGACGCUGACGCUGUUGGCCAUGCUGGCCGUGGCCACCUUUGUGUGGAACCUGCUGGUGCUGGUGACCAUCCUGCGGGUUCGCACGUUCCACCGGGUGCCGCACAACCUGGUGGCGUCCAUGGCCAUUUCUGACGUGAUGGUGGCGGCGCUGGUGAUGCCGCUGAGUCUGGUGCACGAGCUGAACGGACGGUUGUGGAAGCUGGGCCGGGUGCUCUGCCAGGUAUGGAUCUCCUUCGACGUGCUGUGCUGCACGGCCAGCAUCUGGAACGUGACGGCCAUCGCUCUGGACCGCUACUGGUCCAUCACGCGCCACCUGGAGUACACGCUGAAGACGCGCAAGAAGAUCUCCAACGUGAUGAUCGCCCUGACGUGGCUGCUGUCCUCCAUCAUCUCGCUCUCGCCGCUCUUCGGCUGGGGCGAGACGUACGCCGAGGGCAUGAAGUGCCAGGUGAGCCAGGAGCCUUCCUACACCAUCUUCUCCACCUUCGGCGCCUUCUACCUGCCGCUCUGCGUGGUGCUCUUUGUCUACUGGAAGAUCUACAAGGCGGCCAAGUUCCGGAUCGGCUCGCGCAAGAGCAACGCCGUCACGCCCAUGGCGGAGGCAAAAGAGGAGGCCGGGCGGCCCCAGAUGGUGUUCACGGCGCGCCACGCCACCGUCACCUUCCGGACGGACGGCGACACGUGGCGCGAGCAAAAGGAGAAGAAGGCGGCGCUCAUGGUGGGCAUCCUGAUCGGAGUCUUUGUGCUGUGCUGGAUCCCGUUCUUCAUCACCGAGCUGAUCGUGCCGCUGUGCUCCUGCGACAUCCCGCCCAUCUGGAAGAGCAUCUUCCUCUGGCUGGGCUACUCCAACUCCUUCUUCAACCCGCUCAUCUACACCGCCUUCAACAAGAACUACAACAACGCCCUGAGGAAUCUCUUCUCCAGGCAACGUUGAGCCAAUGUCCUCGUGAGGAGGGAAAAAGUGCUUUGGAAGGAAACGCUGGGACGCAAGCGGGAGGGAAUCCGAUCAAAGGAGACAUACGUACGACGACCACGGACGUACUGCGGGAGGAGGGAAGCCUCCGCCCGGAGAGGGCAGAAGCGCUGGUGGCUGGCGUUUACCAAAUGGCUUGGACUGGCGCCGCUUCCGAGGCAAUUAGCCGCUGGGAGCUGACGAAUGAAGGAAAUCGGACGCCGCUGGCAACUCCGUGAGAUCACAGCUGGAGGUACGCCUGCACUAUCGGAAAAGUCUGGCAAGCAGACUCUAGGCAAACGCUAUGUUCCCCGUCAAAUUGGAGUCGCCUGACUGACUGACUGACUGACUGACUGACUGACUGACUGACUGACUGACUGACACUUUUCCAAGGGUCCAACCUGGAGAGAUUUUGCCUGAUUCCUACCAAACAAAUGAUGAACACUUGCGCCUCCUGAGGUCACUUUUGGCAUGCGUGGCGUGUAGUGUACUCGUCUUUGACGAAGCGUGGCAAGGUGCAGGUGUACUUCAUGUUGGGACGGGCUUUCGGGGCUCUUCCGAUCAAACGUACGUCAUCGGAUCGGAGAUGAAAGAAAGUCUAGUACGUCCCGCAGACUGUGUUCAUCCGCUUCACUUUGUUAUUCCCAAGACGGUCUUUCUCUCUCUCUCUCGCACACAGUUAACUCUUUUGCAAGUCACGGGAAUUUCCCA
Molecule: messenger RNA, 1977 nt
Organism: Syngnathus typhle (broad-nosed pipefish)
Lineage: Eukaryota; Metazoa; Chordata; Actinopteri; Syngnathiformes; Syngnathidae
Gene: htr5ab
Product: 5-hydroxytryptamine (serotonin) receptor 5A, genome duplicate b
Exons: 5
Coding region: 1-1248 (415 amino acids)
Biological process (GO): chemical synaptic transmission; G protein-coupled receptor signaling pathway, coupled to cyclic nucleotide second messenger
Cellular component (GO): plasma membrane; dendrite
Molecular function (GO): neurotransmitter receptor activity; G protein-coupled serotonin receptor activity
Source: RefSeq, a predicted model, not a curated record